CCACAGUGGAGGCGACCAAUAUAUAUAUAUAUAUAUAGAUAUAUAUCUAUAUAUAUAUAUAUAUAGAGUCGCUCAGUUUUCAUUUGUCGUCCACAAGAAACAAUCCCAAAAACUAUUCAAACACAUCGAAUGCUGAGCUGAAAGUCUCUCUGUCUCUCCUCCAUGGCCUCCUUUCGCAGGCUUCUUCCCCUCCGCUCUUCCAUUCUUGGGAAUAAGUUUUCUCAUUUUGGUACUCGAGAAGGGUUUGGAGGAAAUUUUCGCAGCUAUAAUGCGAGUGUGUCGCCACAACAAAGAGUAUUGAAACUUGAAGACGAAGAUCAACCCGUGGAACUGAGUAAUUUAGAUGUUGAUGACGAGAUAGCCAAAAUUCGGCGCGAAUUCGAUGCCGCCAAGCAGGGUUUUUCCAAAAUUCCUGAUGCACUGAAGGGAAUGGCUAGGACGAAUCCUGAAGGUAUAUAUGUGAACAAGAACUUGAGAUUGGACAAUAUACAAGUUUAUGGAUUUGACUAUGACUACACUUUAGCGCACUACUCGGCUAACCUUCAGAGUUUGAUAUACGACCUUGCAAAAGAGCAUUUGGUCAAUGAGGUUUGUUCAAGCAUAUUGAUCGAUUGCUGUUAUCUAAUGUUGUCAAUGGCGUGUGUUAAAUUGUCAAAAGUGAAGUUUCACUCUGCUUUAUUUGAUUUUCUGUUCUUCCAGCUCAGAUAUCCAGAUAGUUGCUUGGAAUUUAAAUACGAUCAAACCUUUCCUAUUAGAGGCUUGUACUAUGACAAACUAAAGGGAUGCCUUUUGAAGUUGGAUUUCUUUGGGUCAAUUGAGCCUGAUGGGUGCUACUUUGGUAGGCGCAAGCUUAUCCGGAAGGAAAUAGUAGAGAUGUAUGGUACACGACAUAUUGGCCGUGAUCAAGCACGUGCCCUCGUUGGUUUGAUGGAUUUCUUCUGCUUUAGCGAGGCAUGCCUUAUUGCUGAUAUUGUACAACAUUUUGUUGAUGCUAAGCUGGACUUUGAUGCUUGCUAUGUCUAUGAAGAUGUAAAUCGUGCAAUUCAGCAUGUUCAUCGAAGUGGCUUGGUUCAUAGAGGAAUUCUUUCUGAUCCCCAGAGAUACCUAGUUAAAAAUGGUCAGCUGCUACGCUUUCUCAAGAUGCUCAAGGAGAAGGGGAAGAAACUAUUCUUGCUGACCAAUUCCCCCUUUUAUUUUGUUGAUGGAGGGAUGCGUUUUAUGUUGGAGGAUUCUUUGAGUCAUGGAGACUCUUGGAGGGAACUUUUUGAUGUUGUGAUUGCUAAAGCCAAUAAACCAGAGUUUUACACGUCUGAGCAUCCAUUUCGUUGUUACGAUGUAGAGAAGGACACCUUAGCUUUCUCAAAGGUGGAUGCGUUUCUUCCAGAUAAAGUAUACUACCAUGGGUGCCUUAAAUCCUUCCUCCAAAUUACGAAGUGGAAUGGCCCUGAGGUCAUAUACUUUGGGGAUCACCUAUUCAGCGACCUUAGAGGGCCUGCAAAAGCAGGGUGGCGUACUGCUGCCAUCAUCCAUGAAUUAGAAAGUGAGAUACAGAUACAGAAUGAUGAUAUUUAUCGUUUUGAACAGGCAAAAUUUCAUAUAGUACAAGAACUACUUGGCAAAGUCCAUGCAACCCUAGCUAAUAGUGAGAGAACUGAAUACAAGUCUCUUUUGGUGGAGUUAAAUGAGGAGAGGGAGAAGUCACGCAGCAAAAUGAGAAACAUGUUUAAUAGAUCUUUUGGAGCUACCUUCCUCACUGACACUGGUCAAGAAUCUGCUUUUGCUUACAACAUCCAUCAAUAUGCUGACGUGUAUACCAGCAAGCCAGAUAACUUUUUGUUCUAUCCACCUGAGGCAUGGCUUCAUGUACCUUUCGAUAUAAAGAUCAUGCCACACCAUGUGAAGGUUUCAUCAAGCUUAUUCAAGUCUCAGUAACUAUAUUUUAAUUCAUCAUUGGAUAUGGUCAGUAAAUAAUGCUAUUCUCUCUGGUCUUUGGUUAUACAUAAAGCAAAUGAUCAUAUGUUCGUUCUCCAUGGUCGGUGGAAUCAAGCUUAUAAAGAGGCGAACGUCAUCAUAAUGUGCAACAUGAUUCUUCUUUCAUUCUUUGAGCUCCGUAGCUCCAAAAUGUGAACCAUUGUUAAGUUAAACCAAAUAUUCUAAUGUAUAUCCAGACUGUGUAGAAAGAGGAUCCAGAUUUUUUCUUCGAUACAAAUAUUGUACAUAGGAUUAAAAGUUCCAUUAUCAUAUUCAAACGAUUCAAUUAUUUUGCAAUGGAGUUUUUAAUUAUAUUA
Molecule: messenger RNA, 2288 nt
Organism: Cornus florida
Lineage: Eukaryota; Viridiplantae; Streptophyta; Magnoliopsida; Cornales; Cornaceae
Exons: 13
Coding region: 163-1932 (589 amino acids)
Molecular function (GO): 5'-nucleotidase activity
Source: RefSeq, a predicted model, not a curated record